AUGGCUUCGGGAAGAAUUUGUUUAUGGCUUUUAUUUAUGACUAUUACACAAGUAGUCGGAGAAGAUAUACAAUCAAUGAUAAUGUCUUUAAUGAUUGAUUCCAAGUUUCAAUGUGCCAAUACAAGUUGUUUACCAUUCAUUAAUGUUUUUACAUCAAAUAUUAUGAAUUGUCAAGUAGCCUGUUUAACUCAAAGUCAAUGCAGAGCAGCCACUUUUCAUCGAUCAACUUUUAAUUGUGAAUUAUUUGAUAAUAUGUUGAAUCAAAAUGAAAGUAUAUUGGCUGAUAUCGAUGCUGUUAGUAUGAAUGUUAUUAGUGGAACACGAUUUCCAUCGGAUCAGAUGACUUCAACAACAACAUCAUCAUCGACAACAACGACAACAACAGGUAAAUUAUUUAAAACUUCUCAAGUUAUUGAAAAAAGAUUAUGUUCUCUAUCUUCUCAAUCAUCCUGGUCACAAACUGCAACUACUAUAUUUGGGAGCCAAUCAGGUACACCUGGCUCCAACCUUUCAUUUCUUUCUAGUCCAAUUGGAAUGUAUUAUGACGGUUUUAACAAUAUGUUAUUUGUUGCGGAUAGUGGAAAUCAACGUAUUCUACAAUUCUCUCUUGAUAAUUCACCUUCAGUUGCAAUAGUAAUUGCUGGAAGUAAUGGAUACGGUUGCAACAUGAAUCAGUUUGAAGCUCCUUACGGAAUAGGUGUUGAUAGUUUUGGUCGAUUGUAUGUAUCGGAUUUCUAUUGUAGUCAGGUCGUUAUAUUUCCAUCAAAUUCGAAUUCGACGACAUCUGGAACACUUUUCAGUUCUGUAGGUCUAGCAACAUCAAUAUCCAUAAAUCCAUUGACUGUCUCUUUCGAUGAUGAUAUUUAUGUAGUUAGCUACAAUGACAGUGCAGUAUACAAAUUUGUGGGUGGUAAUACAACAGCGAUGAUUGCAGCAGGUGGCAAUGGUAAUGGAUAUGCUUUGAAUCAACUGUCAGGUCCAGUUGGUGCUUACUAUGAUUAUUUAUAUACAAAUUCUUUGUACGUUGCCGAUAGUGGUAAUCAUCGUGUAUUGAAAUUUCCAUCCGGUUCAACGAAUGCAACUUAUGGAACAGUUGUCGCUGGAGGUAAUGGAGCUGGAAGUGGAGCGAAUCAGUUGAAUUAUCCAAGAUCUAUAAUAGUCGAUAGUAGUGGAACUCUCUAUAUAGCUGAUACAAAUAACAAUCGUAUUCAACGUUGGCUGCCAAAUGCAAGUAAUGGCACUACAGUCGCUGGUGGUAUACCAGGAACAGCAUCAGAUCAAUUAUAUUUUCUUGAAACAGUCCUCUUUGAUAAAUAUGGUAACCUAUUGGUUUCUGAUAGAUAUAAUAAUCGAAUACAAAUGUUUAAUCUAACAACAUGCUAG
Messenger RNA from Adineta steineri, 1383 nucleotides. NCBI's taxonomy places the organism in Eukaryota, Metazoa, Rotifera, Eurotatoria, Adinetida, Adinetidae. The record is from the annotation of a GenBank genome assembly.